GGAAACAAUGUCUUUAAGCAACGAAGAAGACGUAUCGAGAAACUUUGGAUGUAACAUAUGUCUUGAAAUGGCGAGAGAACCGAUCGUGACACUAUGUGGUCAUUUGUUUUGUUGGCCUUGUCUCUACAAAUGGAUCCAUUUCCAUUCCCAAUCUAAUCACUGCCCUGUUUGCAAAGCUCUCGUCAAGGAAGACAGUUUGGUUCCUUUGUAUGGAUCUGGUAAACCAUCUUCUGAUCCGAGAUCCAAACCUGCUACAACAAUCCCUGAUCGACCAUCAGCACCUGCUGCACCUAGGCUUGAAACAGCUCGUCCUCGUGUCCGACAAAGGCAUCAUCAUCAUCAUGAGUCUAGUUUCUUUGGAGGGUUUGGUUCGAUUCCAGGUGGAGCACGGUUUGGGAACUUCUUGUUGUAGUGGAAGUACGUGUCUUACUGAAUCCGAGUAGUCACGGUGCAGUGCCCUUCUGUUUUCCGACAAUGUUUUUAAAACUAUACAUUGGCUACAAAUUUUGUUUUUAGCUCCAUUGUCUACAUGUUUUAUAUUCUGUUCUCGUUUAAUAAAAGAUUUG
Molecule: messenger RNA, 566 nt
Organism: Eruca vesicaria subsp. sativa (arugula)
Lineage: Eukaryota; Viridiplantae; Streptophyta; Magnoliopsida; Brassicales; Brassicaceae
Source: the annotation of a GenBank genome assembly